AUGCGAGCUUGUAAUGGCUGCCGAAAGCGUAAAAUCAAGUGCGAUGCUGCUACAACGAAUACAUGGCCUUGCUCAGCAUGCACGCGCCUCAAGUUAGUAUGUGUACCUCCUACCGUUGGGCAGGACGGCGAUUUUUCCGCGGGGCAAAGUGUUGAGGCCAAUGCGGCGGAAUCCAUUGGCGCAUCCAAUUCAUCAGAAUCGUUCUCAUCUUUUUCCUUGCCCCAAAGUUACAGUGAAAGUGGCCAGACUGCAGUGAGCAGCAUGCCUCCCUACAGCGAUGGAAUGGGAAUGUUCCCCCAGUUCACCACUCAUCCUGCUACCCACCAGCCGAGCAUGUAUGAAGUAGGGUCACCUGCCAUACCUGUCUCGCAUCAUUCCUAUCAACAACAACAAAUCUUCCCUACCUCUCAAGCUCAGAGCUUGGGGACUAUAGAGAGCGGUGUCUAUGGAGAUCAUGAACAGUCUACCGCUGAGGAUCUUAGCGAAGUUCUUGGUGAGCUUAAAAUAGAUGAGACUGGUAUCGCGCCCUAUAUCAGGCAGCAAAGGAAAGAGAAGGGCGAACCGGAAAUCCCUGUACAAGAUGAAGCAGAAGAACCGCUACCUCCUCUUCGCACUGGGGCAGGCUCUACGAUUCGCAUUCCUCCGGAGCUUAUGCCAUCCGAUGAAGAGGUUACAGAUUACCUUAAGAUCUAUUUUGAUGAUAUACAUCCUUAUGUCCCUGUGGUGCACCGGUCGCAUAUGUACUAUCAGUGGCAAUAUGAUCGGAAUUCGAUCUCCCCUCUUCUUCUGGAAGCCUUGUUUGCAUGCGCAGGAAGGCAGUCGGAUGAUCCGGCCCAGGGAGCACAGUGGCUUGCGUUAGCGAAUAGGCACGAGUCUAGUUUUAUGGAUAUACCGCGUCUGAGCACAAUUCAAGCGCUGCUUCUACUUCUUAAAGCUCGAGAAUCGGUACCGAAAAAAGGUUAUUAUUACCGCUCGUGGCAGACUGUGAAAACAAUCGUCUCGAUGGCCAAGGAUUUGGAAAUUGACGAACACUACAACACACAUGCAGAGAACAGGCUCUGCGAUCUAAGCCCAAUAGAAUGUUUGGUGCAGACGAGAGUAUGGCAAGCCCUCUUGGUUAUUGAAGUAAUGAUCGGGGCGCCACAAGGUCGAUCGGACUACGGUGUAAACCCCGACACCGUUUGUAUGAGUCCUACACUGAACAUUAAGGGGCUUGACAAGUUCGAAAUCGAUCGAUCUAGGCAAUACGCCUACUUUGUCCAGAAUGCUCAUCACAUUCGUAUAAUCACUGAUAUAUACCACAAAAUUAAGAGACAAAAGGAUUGGGGUGCCAAUCCUAAGUUUGUUGAGAAGAACCCUCUUUUUACUGAUUGGCUCCAAAGCCUGCCCCCAGACUUACAGAUCAGUUAUCCUCCUGACGGCUCACCUCCGUGGAUACCUUCUCACUUUGUGGCUAAUAUGCAUUCUCAUUGCCACCUAGGUAUCAUUUUGUUACAUCGGCCUCAGUUGCUUGCAUCCAAAUCCUUUGCCGCAGGCGGGGGGUGGAAAAUGCAUAUGGCCUUAUGUUACUCUUCGGCUAAAUAUCUCUGCAGACUUCAAGAAGCUAUCUUAGAGCGAUUCGGUCUAGCAGGUCUACUCUCCAUGCAGAGAGGGAUAAAUUUCGCGAUUUACUGCAUUAUGACUUGCACAAUGUUGCAUUUGGUCGCAAUAACCUCUCCUGAUCCCAACUUCCAUACAGACGCGCGCGAUUAUUUUGCCCGACACAUGCGUAUUCUCGAGCGAUGCUCAUCUGCCUGGCCUAUGCCAGAAACGCAAGCCCAGAUCGAUUCCUUGCGGCUGGCAUUCUCCGCAGAUGUGAAUCGACCCUUCGAGCUUAAGCCCACUUUUCCUUAUGGAAGUCCUUCAGAACCAUACCAUCCGAGCCCCUCGCCGCUUGACUCACAAUAUCAACCUCAUGUAAGUCAGGUUACUGGUCCCGUCCAGAGCCGAGUUGGUUACAAAUUCUAUCCGAGCUCCCCGCCAAUAUCAGCUGGUACUGAAGAUUCAAAGUCCGAUUCCUCACAGCUCCAUUCUUUGGCAAUGAUGCCGCCCCAGCCAGUCUCAAGUCAAUCAAUGAAUGCCCCACUGGUUGACGAGAACAGCUGGGAUCCGACCCGUAUCAUCAAUCAGUGGGACAUGGCAUUCUCUAUGGCGCCAUCUACUGUGAACACGAACUCUCCGCCAAUGGCUAUAAAUAAUUCUGUGCAGGGAGUUCAGGCUCCUCUAGCAGCCCAAUAUCCUAUCCAGUAUGGACAGGCGUCAAAGAUCACCCCAGUGUCACCGCCUCAAGCUCUCUCGCAGCCCCAAUUCAGUGGACAGCAGGUUAUCUUUACGGCACGCGACUGGCAACAGAGUGUUGCCAGCGUUUACGAUCCCAAUGGUUUGAAGCGGCGCUGGAACUACUCUGUCGACAUGGGUACUGAACAUGCCCAGAAGAGGCCACGUUGA
Aspergillus alliaceus is the source of this 2487-nucleotide messenger RNA. RefSeq names its product Zn(II)2Cys6 transcription factor. The coding region runs from base 1 to 2487 and encodes 828 amino acids. The record is from RefSeq and is a predicted model, not a curated record. Lineage: Eukaryota; Fungi; Ascomycota; Eurotiomycetes; Eurotiales; Aspergillaceae. Gene Ontology annotation, biological process: DNA-templated transcription. Gene Ontology annotation, molecular function: DNA binding; DNA-binding transcription factor activity, RNA polymerase II-specific; zinc ion binding. Gene Ontology annotation, cellular component: nucleus. The transcript has 6 exons.